AUUUACAGAAAAGCCCCAAACGGGCCAAACCCUCUUCACCCUCCCACACGCACCACCAUGCGGCCUACGCCGCCUCCCCCCAUCGCCGUGAUUCCAUGACCGCCGCCGCGCCGUCUCCUCCUCUGAAGCUAACCUCCGCCACCGCCUUCUCCGAUGCCUCCCCAUCUCCUUCUACACAGCCUCCUCCAGCUCAGGGUCCCACCUCGCCACCCCCUCCUCCGCCUCCUCCACUCCUACAACCCCAUUGACCGACCGCCGCCGCUGGACCAGCCCCUGCACGAUGCUGAGCUUUGGAUCGCCAAGGCGCUCGCGACUGCUGCCUUACUCCUGCCACACUACCUCCCGGCAUUCCGCCGCCUCGCGCCCUCCCAGGUCGCCGCCGCCGCCGCGCUCCGCCACGCGCCGUGCGCCUCCUCGACGCUCCACCUCUUCUCUGCGCUGCAUUCCCCCCACUCCCAGCUCGCCAUCCCCCCGUCCGCUCAUUCCUACCGCUACGUCAUCUCGUUGAUGUGCCAGUCCGGCCGCCACACUGAUGCCCUCCAACUGUUCGACCAAAUGACGGACCAGUCUGGUUACUUUCCCAAUGCUCGUUUUCUCUCGUUCCUGUCCGGUUCCUGCGCCACCGCAGGCCUUCUUGAUGCCGCUGCAGCAUUGCUCUCAAAGGCAUCCCAAUUUGGUUGUUCCAUUGAAGCGUAUGCAUAUAACAAGCUCCUGGGUUUGUUCAUUGGCCGUGGCCGGGUGCAGGACGCUGUGGCGUUGUUUGAGGGGUGGAUCCAGGGGAGAGUAUAUUCUCCCGACGUGUGGAGCUUCAAUGUCGUCAUCAAGGGGGUUUGCAAGGUGGGGGAUGUUCAAAAGGCGCUCGAGUUGGUCGAAAGAAUGGAUGAGUUUUGUUGCUUGCCAGAUACUGUCACACAUAAUAUUCUUGUGAAUGGGCUAUGCAGGGCAAAGGAGGUGAGUAAGGGUCGUGAGGUGUUGAGGAGGCUUCAGAGAGAUGGUGUUUGCAAGCCCAAUGUAGUGACAUACACCUCAGUAAUCUCAGGUUACUGUAAGGCUGGCAGGAUGGAGGAUGCAAUGGCAGUAUACGGUGACAUGGUUGCGUGUGGGACAUCACCCAAUGUUGUCACAUACAAUGUGCUAAUCAAUGGAUAUGGCAAGGCUGGGAAUAUGGGGUCUGCGGUGGCAGUGUAUCAGCAAAUGAUACUUCGUCGCUGCCUUCCUGAUGUUGUGACAUUUAGCUCAUUGAUUGAUGGAUAUUGUCGGUGCGGACAGCUUGAUGAUGCGAUGAAGAUUUGGACUGAGAUGUCUCAGUAUCAUAUUCAACCAAAUGCACACACGUUCUGUAUCAUAAUACACACAUUUUGUAAGCAGAACAGAUCAGGGGAAGCACUUCAUUUUUUGAAAAAAAUGAACAUGAGAACAGACAUUGCACCACAAGCGUUUAUAUAUAACCCUGUGAUUGAUGUACUGUGCAAGGGUGGAAAGGUGGACGAAGCAAACAUGAUUCUAAUGGAGAUGGAAGAGAAAGGAUGUCAUCCCGACAAGUAUACAUAUACUAUUUUGAUAAUUGGGCACUGCAUGAAGGGUAGGAUAGCAGAAGCCAUCACAUUUUUCCAUAAAAUGGUAGAGACUGGGUGUACCCCUGACAGUAUAGUAGUCAAUUCUUUUAUUAGCUGCCUUUUAAAGUCUGGGAUGCCUGGUGAGGUGGAUCAUAUAAUGCGUAUUGCAGCAGGGGGUGCUUCAUCGAGUUGGAAAGAUCCUUCUCCUGUAACCCAAAGCGUAGACAUUUCAGUAGCUGUAUAGCUGAAUGAUACAAUGGAGAAUGUAAGAAACAGCAUCUUGACUGUUUUCGGUGCGAAUUACGGGGCAUCUGGCGCUUGUCCAAAUAAGAAGAACAAGCUCUGUGGUUUUGCAGAACACUCCGUCGAAAAGAACUCAAAUGUAACCAUUGACAUCUUGGUUACACCAAGGGUAUGGAACUAUUGAGAGACUAAUCCAAAAUUUCGUGCUAGAAAGAAAAGGACAAGCAGCUUGGUGCUCCGUGUAUGCGUUGAAGUGAUUCGAUGAAUUCCAUAAAGGGAAGCAAAUGGUGGAGCUGUAAUUUCAAGGGGCCUGCUGAUCAGCUGCAGUAGUGCUACAUCACUUGCUCAAUGGACCCUUGACACACUCCUCAACACCUCAUGUAUGAUUUGUCGACUCCCUGGUAGAUGAUAAGAUCAUCCAGUCACUUGAACCUACCUGUCAAGAACCUGCUUCGUUUUGGAGGAGCUGUUACCUAAAUGAGGGGGAAUCAGCAGUUGAAGAACACGAUGGAAGUAAUUUACCCUCUAGCAGAGGUACUUAACUUGUAUUGUGCCUUGUUCAUUGUUCACUCCAGUACAGAAAAUAUUUUAGGAAAGGGUAGUUGAUCAUUUCAACUGUCAUGCACAUUGUGCGCUUUUUUCCUACAACCAUGCCUACAGAAUAACAAGUCUGAGCAUACAGUUUUGACAGUUACACCUUCUUUCUUUUUUGAGCAAGUUACCCCUUCUGCUGUGAUGCUUGUUAUGUUGUUUCUUAAACAUAUUUGUUACUUAGUACUAGCAACUUUCUAGUUUUUGCAACAUAAGGUAUGGCAUGUUGAGGCGCGUACCAGCCUGGCUUAGAAGUCUCAUAAACUGAGUACCAGAAAAGCUAACGCGGGUUUAACUAUUUUAAUGAAAACAUUGUGUUUAUCUGCUAAAACUUUGCAAAACACCUUGUUUCGUAGGACGUCAGUGUUAAGAUCAUGAUAUCCUGCUAAUUAAGCAUAAUAUGCUCCAUUGAGCCAAGUUCAAUGGGUAGAUACUUCGUUAUUCGGUGACCUGUUAUUUCAAUACAUAGAGUAGUCAAUAUAGAUUCAUAAAGCUGUCUCAGGAAUGUUAUGUGCGCCUGUGUCUUUGUGUGCUCCUUUUGCUUUGUUGUGUGUACCACUGUUUGUCAAAGAAAUAAUUGAGCAGCACACACGUUAAGCUCAUAUAAUAAACUCUUGGCACUACUACAUCAUCAAUUAAUCACUCGCUAACUUCUGAAAACUGGCUAAAUCUAAUAUACAGUGUAGCUGAGCUGAUAGCCUGAUACAGUGGGAUGUUGUCACUUUCCAGUGGACAUACAUUCGUUUGACCUCUACUUCAAAAUUAAAGUAGGUGCUGUAAGUGAGCAAAUUCACCCAUUCAUUUUAUUAACAUCUGGUGGAUUCUCCAUGAAUGUUGUCAAGAACUGCCAUCACCCCAAUGAUAAAAGCCUGGUCACAUCCUGACUGCACUGUCACGUGGUAGAAGUCAUUACUUUCUAUCAGCUCUUUCUUCCCCAUCUACAGUUUGAAGAAUAUAUUUGUUAGAUCUCUAUCUUUUUUGUAAUGCACAUAUGCUUGUCGCAUGCACUGAAAUUCUUAUACAUUUUACCAGACACACUUGCACAGACAUGUAGAACAACAAUCAAACAAAAUCACUGGAAAUAGUCAAACAACAUUCCUUUACUAAGUAACCAACAUUUCACUUUAGAUAGCAUAUAUAUUUGUUCUUCCCUGAUGUCAUGGAAUAAUUCUUGUUAAUUAUAAUCCAUGACAGAAUGAUAUGCAUGUACUCAGUAAUUUUGUGAUAACACAGUAGAACUCUACAAAUGGGUUCAGUCCUUGGAUGGAUCAACCGUUGGUGUGUCGCACCCACACACGCAUGUGUCUUAUGUGGUAAUCCGUGUGUCUGGCGGUCCAUGAGGUAGAGGAUGAACUGUGAAUUUACCUAAGCAACCUUGGCUCUAGAUCAAGCUUGUGUUUCAGUAGGAUGUGCAUCUAGUAACUUUGUGAUCUAAAGAAGAAGAUACACAUCUAGUAACUUUGUGAUAACACAAAUAUAUCUUACAAAAUAAAUAUAACUUGCUGAAAAAGCACAUGUAGAAACUUUUUCUUGCAGGGGAUUAUGAAGGUAUGUGUGGCAUGCCUGCACUACUAUUUUGCUGGUACAAUCAAUCAUUGUGCAGUAUCUAUCUGCAAAAGAUAUGUAUGUUCUUCUGGCAUGCAUGGAAAUUCUUAUAAACUUUACUAGACACACUUGCAUAGACAUUUAUAAUAACAGUUGAACCGGUAUGGCUCAAGCCCAUCUCAAGCUUUGUCACUUAGGGCCCUGACCUAGAAGGGGGCAUCCAGUCCUCCAGUUUCUGUGCAAGCCGCCACACACACACAUAACUCGCGCGGGCAACCAGACAAGAGAGCUCGAGCUGUCUGAAGGUACUGCUCUCCCUCUCGAUCUCAACAAUAACAAUCAAGCAAAACCACUGGAAAUAAACACCAUCCCUUUACCAACAUGGCAACAUCUCACUUUAGGAUAGCCUUUGCUUAUCCUUUCCCGUGUUGUCAUGGAGUAAUUCUGUUAAUUAUGACUCAUGGGGAAUCUGUAGUUCACAACUAACUUGGCCAUAUGAAGCAAAUAUAUGCACAUGCUUUGUAAUUUAGUGACAUGACACAAAGGAACUCUACAAAAGAAAUACAAUUCACUACAAUUACAUAUGUAGAAUGUAUUGCUUGCAGAAGAAUUAUCAAGGUAUGGAUGGCAUACCUGCGCCACUAUUUUUCCAGUGCAAUCAAUUAUUGUGCAGUUCCUAUCUGCAAAAGAUCCACAGAUCUCGAAAUCCCAAUUAUUGCAGUGCCUCUUUGGUUCAAUGUGAAUUCUAACCGGUGCACCUUUUGCUAUGCAUGAUUUGGGAUCAGUUAGGCUAAAGACCAACUUGUUUUUCCCUUGGUAAUCCAUUGAGUACCCAUUCCAUUUGUUCCGCGUGCUUAGAGCCUGUACAAUUCCUCCCUGUAAUGGAGCACACAGAGAGUUUCAUUCUGGUGAUAUUCAAAGAAAUAUAGGGUAUACGGACAUGAGCGAGAGAUCAUUUGUGUUUAUCUUGGCUGUCAACAGUUAAGUUUUCACUAUUCACCCCCCCCCCCCCCCCCACACACACAAAAAAAAAGA
This is a messenger RNA of Triticum aestivum (bread wheat), 4970 nucleotides long. RefSeq names its product pentatricopeptide repeat-containing protein At2g06000. The transcript has 2 exons. Lineage: Eukaryota; Viridiplantae; Streptophyta; Magnoliopsida; Poales; Poaceae. Gene Ontology annotation, molecular function: protein binding. The record is from RefSeq and is a predicted model, not a curated record. The coding region runs from base 154 to 1800 and encodes 548 amino acids.